AUUUCUGUUUUUUGAUACCAAACCUCAAAACCUGACAAUUUAUAUCCCAAGAAACUAUUUGCUUUACCAUUAGACAUCCUCCAAAAGCAACACCAAACGGAUUCUUAACACCGAUGGGUUUUGGAUAACAGGACGGAGGACUUAGAAACAAUGUAAUGAACCUCGAAAUUUGAUAUAUAGCCGGGGCAUACUUUUGUGUCAUACAUUUGGAGGACAACUCUUUCUUCAUUUUGGACGUUUUGUUCGAAGCGCGUAUUAACGAGUGAUGGACAAAUAUUUUUGACAAUAUAUUUGAUAUUAUUGACGGGGUGGGUGGUGUUAUUGCGCAGACUGUGAGGGGGAGAUGUGGAAAAUGAAUGUAUAACAUAUUUGAAGUGUUGUUUAAACUUGCUGGACCGUUAAAACGACAACAUUUUCUCAUCUGAGUUAAAACAACAUCAUACAAAUAUCGGUUAACGUUACCUAAUGGAUGUCAGUCAGAUCAAACGAAACUUUUACAUCUGAUUUUCACAAGCGACUCCAGCAGUUCCCAACCUUCGGAUUUUGACAGCAUGGAUCUGUUGAGAUUUGCCAGACACUGUAUGUACAUUGCAUGGCUUGGUUUCUUAUGGAGGAGUGCAGCAGAUCAGCACAGCCUGACAGACCACCUAGAGUCUGCCAAUGGAUUAUCUGAACUAUGUGGUAUUGAUGAGCUACUUUGCCAAGAUGAAAAUGCUCUGCUAAGUUUUGAGGCCAUCCGCAGCAUUCAUAAAGACAUGGACGAUGAUGCAGACGGCAGCGUGGACGUGACAGAAACGGAUGGGUUUCUUAGGGAAGACCUAAAGUACAACGACCCUAAAGGAAAACACAAGAGCUUCCAUAGAGCAGAUCUGCUGAUCACAGUGGAGGACAUGUGGAACUCCUGGAAGGCCUCUGAAGUGUAUAACUGGUCAGUAGAGGAAGCAGAGAAGUGGCUUGCCAGCUGUGUGCAGUUACCUCAGUAUGUUAAUUCCUUCAGGAAGAACGACAUCAGUGGCAAAGCUCUGCCCAGACUUGCGGUGAAAAAUGCCACCCUGCUUCUGUCCGUGCUGAAGAUACCAGACCGCAGUCAUGCACAGAAACUGCAGCUGAAGGCUCUGGAAACAGUGCUUUUUGGACCUCCACCGAGCGAAAACAGCUUCUUGAAGGACUUGAUGCUGGUGGUGUCCAUCAUGGUUGCAGUAGGGGGCUGCUGGUUCGCCUACAUCCAGAACCGAAAUUCUAGGGACCACGUGGGCCAGAUGAUGAAGGACCUAGAAGGGCUUCAGAGAGCUGAGCAGAGCCUUUUGGACCUGCAGCAGAAGCUGCAGAUCGCACAGGAAGAGCACCACUCGGUGGAGGUGGAGAAGGUCAACCUGGAGCGGCAAAUGAAAAGAGAGAUUGACGAAGCCAAGCAGGAGGCUCAGAGACUGCGAGAACUGCGUGAGGGAACUGAGAACGAGCUGAGCAGACAGACAUAUGCAGAGCAGGAGCUGGAACAGGUGCGAAUGGCUCUGAAGAAGGCUGAGAGGGAGCUGGAGUUGAGGAGCGGCUGGUCUCCUCCUGAAGCCCUGCAGAAGUGGCUGCAGCUCACACACGAGGUGGAGGUGCAGUACUACAACAUUAAGAAACAGAAUGCAGAAAAACAGCUCACAGUGGCUAAAGAAGGGGCAGAAAAGAUCAAGAAGAAGAGAGGAACUAUCUUUGGGACGUUCCACUUAGCCCACAGCCCUUCACUGGAUGAUGUCGAUCACAAAAUCCUGUCAGCCAGACAGGCUCUGGGAGAAGUGACCACUGCUCUGAGAGAAAAGCUCCAUCGGUGGCAGCAAAUUGAGAUUCUGACCGGUUAUAAUAUUGUCAAUAACCCUGGCAUGUCAUCUCUGGCCUCUGCCCUCAACCUGGACCCUGCUUUCCUGGGCAUCCGCUCUGCUGCACCCCAACACCUACUGCUCUCCGACGACCUAGACGACAUGGAUGAGGACAUACUUUCCCCAGGAACCCUGCAAUAUGCCGCCUGGCAGAUGGAUCGGCGAGUGAGCGACCUUUGGCCCGUGGCCGCCGAGAGCCAAACCCUGUGGAAACAUUCUGCUCCCAGCCUGAUGUCCCUGCGGCCGCGUCACGGAGACCCCGCGCUGAACCUCAGCUCACAGAGGGAUCUGAACCGGUCAGAAUCGGAUUCCUCCCUCUCUAUGUCUCAUUCCGGAGACGCCCUCUGCUCCUCAACUCCACUCUACAGUACGCGGUCCAAAACCAAUGGCGGUUCCUCUACCGACAAUCUUCUGCUGCAGAAAAAGACCUUUGGCAUGGAGAAAUGUGCCAGUCUCGGAGAGAUCCACUCUCAGCCGUCUAGCCUCGCCUCAGCCGAGUCGAUGCGCUCUCUCAACUACACCUUCGAGCAGGACGGCCCGUCAGGAAAGGGAUCCAAUCGAAUCUCUCAUAUCACAGGCAAGAAGACCCUGGUGGAUGAGGACAGUGGCUCCACUGGAGAAGACACUGAAGGUUCCAGCACGGGCCGCAAGAAACACACCUUUACCAAAAUCUUCAGAAGGCCGAAGAAAUAACGACAGUAUUGGGAAAUUGUCUAAUAUGAAAGGACUAAGAUGGUACGUUUUAACCUAGCAGAGUUUACUAAGAACAUGUAAUUUAUAAGGAAUUUUUGAUUUAUAUCACAAUUGUGUUGACCAACGGGAACAGAAAGAGUUAUUUGUUGGGAACAGGUAUGAUAUCACUGUACAUUUAUUUAUUUACUUCAGCAAAUAAGGGCGCAUUAUGUCCAUUUUUGGUGUGAAAGUUUCUUCUGUUUUUAAUUGUAGGUAGCGUGAGCUUGGGGCUUUCGCUCUCAAAACAAACGCCAAAGUGCAUGCAAAGGCUAUGCUGUUGUUUUACAUAGGAUUUGCUUGGGCUUCUUCCCUUUUCACAUGCAGCCCAACAUUGUGUUGCCAGAGGAGACAUUUGGCCAUAAAUAUUACCAUCCAAAUCUCCUUGCUGAAAAAAAAAACACCAUAUGACACAGUAUGAGUGUGCAGCAUUUGUGUUUGUGUAUUGACCGACUGGCUCUUCUGAUUUCUCCUGUGGAUACCAAAAUUUGUUUUAAACUUGUUAUGCCCUCAGAGGAGAUCGGUGCCUUUCAUUUUAAGCAUUGCCAAAUGUUAUUGCAGUGAACUGCCUGUGUGUGAGUCACAGACAGGAUAUGUACUGUAGUUCUCGUCUCUGUAUCUCAUGUUCAUUGUGUAACUACAUGCCUACAUGAACUUCAUUCAUCCUACAUGCCUCUGACUUGCUUUCAUACUGGAGAAGUAAUAAAAAAAAAAAAGACAUAAAAGGGAGGAUGUUUUGCGGCGAAUAAAAAAAAGUUGAGUGCCAACAUAAA
This is a messenger RNA of Megalobrama amblycephala (Wuchang bream), 3367 nucleotides long. RefSeq names its product stromal interaction molecule 1b (gene stim1b). The record is from RefSeq and is a predicted model, not a curated record. Gene Ontology annotation, cellular component: plasma membrane; endoplasmic reticulum. Lineage: Eukaryota; Metazoa; Chordata; Actinopteri; Cypriniformes; Xenocyprididae. Gene Ontology annotation, biological process: store-operated calcium entry; intracellular calcium ion homeostasis; activation of store-operated calcium channel activity. Gene Ontology annotation, molecular function: calcium channel regulator activity; calcium ion binding; protein binding.